AGUGCAUAUAAAGAAAGAGCAUGAAGAAAGGUGGUGGUGCAGGAGAUCUUAUAACCAGGUUUUAAGUGAAACUUCCCAACUAGCUUAUCGUGCAUUUAAAACAGAAGUGGUAGAGAUAUUGUAAUUAACUCAAUAAUACAUCCCUAAAAAAAAGAAAUUUAAUAUAUAAAUAGGUAUGGAGUUGCAAUAUUUCUACAUAAAGUUUGUCGAGAGUUUUUAUGUGUUGUUGGCGAACUUGUAUAUUCUUAAACUGCAAUCCAGGAAUCGCUUGUUGCUGGGGCUUCGAGUUGCACUUCUUCAGGCGGUUUUGGUUCGCAGUUGUAGAGACCGGUGCAAAGACAUCUAGUGUUAAUGCAAUGUCCAUGAAAUCAUUUAGUCACGAUCAAUGUAGGUUUUCGACCCUACAUACGGCAAAUUCAGCUCACAUAUUCCAUACAGCCGCCGUUGUGUGGAUAUAAACGCAUACAUUGAAGAAGUAUUAUAUUUAAUUCUGAAUUUAUGAGCGAGUUGUACCGAGUACGACAGUACGGUAUGUACAGUCCAUAUAAAAAUAUCAAAAAGGGAAUUGGAAGAAAAGGCGCCAUUUGCCAAUUGCCACAUACACAAGGUUCCGAGUCUUAAAUAAAGACUCGCGAAGUCGUAAACACAGGUAACUCAACACAUAUGUAGUCUACUCUCCAUUUGUGCAGUCGCGGUAGAAGAACAUUAGUAACAACAGUUGCAUCUGAGGAAGGCAAUGCAUAUAUCGUUAUAACAAUACUCGAGGUAUUUCAGAACCAUUAUACACUCAUUCAGAUCUUAUAAUUCGACCGGAUGGAGCAUUCCAAGAUGGAAGCUGAUGCAAACUCUGCUGAGAUAAGAGGGAACCUACAGACUCUUCAGGAGCUCAGUAUGCCAUCAAUAGCCUCAGUUUUGUUGCCUGCCGCGGGUCUCGGCGGUGCUUGCGGUUCGCUGGGAUACAUCCAUGCCAUUGUCACUAAACAACCGUCGUAUGCUCGACACGCUGCGUUUGUGGGUGCCAACACCGGGCUGAUUGGCGUCGUGUUUUUCGGGUUCCGAGCGUUCCUCAACCACAACCAGCCGGGUCAAGAAAUGUCGGCUACUAUCAUGUCCGGCAUGUUGGUAGGCAGCUUCGCCGCGCUCAAAGCUACAAAUCCUCGAGCUGGGCUAGCCAGUGUAGUAGUGGUGGGUGCCGCGGCAGGUGUUGGGCAGUUGGCGCACGAUGCACUGGAGCGUAUGGCUAUCAAGAAGCAUAUCAAGAAUCGGUUCCCAGAGCACUUCAAGAAGCCAGAGGUCAAGCCCGAUCAUGGACUACACACAGCCAACCGGCAUCCGUAUUUCUGGACCCCAAUCAUCCGCAACGGGGUCAACGACUACCGCGAACACCUGCACAAGGCCAUCAAAGGCCUGCUGGAAGAGCACGAGGGUCUGCGAGUGGUGUGGCAGGACUUGAAAGAUGCGGAUGAGCGCGAAAAGGAGACGGGGACAGGAGUUGGGACAGAGACAGGGGAGGCUUAGCUAGCGUGCAUGGGUGUAUGGUAAAGGUGGUUGUCUAAGCACGGAUGUGUGUAUCUGGGUCUGAGCAGGAUUAGUGUGAGCAAGUUCUGUGCAGGUUAGAUUUGCAUGCGGCGAUCAUGUGCUGUGCUUGCAUGGCGAGAUGAGUUGUAGAGUUAUCGAUGAUGUAGGCUUGUAAUGUGAGGAAGCACAUUCCAUGAUUUAGAAAUCCGGGCCUGAUCCAUUCGGGAUAUGCUUUUUCGACGAAGGUUAUCCGAUUGGUGUACACUUGACCGAUAUAUUUUGUUUAGACUAGUUUAAGUUUUCUGAGCGGGUAAAAACUCCAGAGUUGUAGACGAUAAUUCAAGGCUAGGUUUAAUUGAUGUGCGGAAUCACACGCCGGUAUGUUGCUAUCCACCGCAAGGAAGAUGGAUUCGUACAUGCUGUAUUGGCACUAUCGGGAUUCAGAUCCCGUAAACGCGCAUGUGGUAGUCGAUUCGCCUACCCAAGUGAGGAAAAAGGGAGUGAGGACAAAGUGGAAGUGGUAGUAACUACAGUUUAGUCUAAUUCCCAACUCACUAGAAACGAGACUGCGAUUCUCAUGGGAACGUAGAGUGGUGAGCGGUACAGUUCAAGGAGGUUGCAAUGAUUGGAUUAUAUCGCACCAUUUUAUGUAGCGGUCGGAGUAUGGGCUGGCUGGACCGAUGUCUGCGAGCAGGUGGGCGGGUCGUGUUAGAGAAAAUAACACCCUGAACAAACUGCUACUUAUUGUGAUAUCACCUGAACGCAUUUAGUUUACCCCCCCCCCCCCUCCCACAUAUUUUCUGUAAAGUUACUUUGGGUUUGCCGUUUGAGCAGUUGCAAUUGAAUAGACUGCUAUCUUUUCAAGCGACAGUUCUUAGUAUGGAGACCAAAGAGGAUUCGAUUUUUUUAAAAGCCGGAAGCAAUUUCGGACGGAAGUUGUAGGAAACCUCGAAGGUCACAUCUCUGGGAUGGGGUGGAGUCUGGAAGCCGAUGAUAGUUAUGAAAAAUGUACGCAUAGUGAGAGAUUUUUGCGAGCUAGCACACGACUAUAGAGUAACCUAGUUUGGUUCAGCAUGUGCCUUUUUUGAUAGGGUAAUGUCGAACGUCAGUAUGCUUGGAGUAAUUCAAAUUGAGCGACGGGUCUUCGGCGACCGUACCCUACAUCAUGCAGGUUAGUAUAGUCCAAGGUCUAAGGUGACAUUCAGCGAGCGACGAGAAUAUCAGUAAUUUGUACACAUAACCCAGAAGCGGAGAUAAUCCUAGACAUCUUCGGGGCAUUGUUCAACCGGGUGCACGAAUUGUAGGAUGGGCUCUAAUGUCAGAGUGUCUUCACCGCAUAAAAUAUACUUGCCA
Molecule: messenger RNA, 2871 nt
Organism: Sphaeroforma arctica JP610
Lineage: Eukaryota; Ichthyosporea; Ichthyophonida
Exons: 6
Coding region: 814-1518 (234 amino acids)
Source: RefSeq, a predicted model, not a curated record